GUCACCUCUGACUGGUAAUAGCCAGAUAGCGGAAAACAACUAGAGAUGAUGCUGGAGAGCUCGGCAUAUUUGAACCGUCCCAUAGAGUGAAUAAAUGCGUUUUUCAAUUAGAAUAUCUCUUUGAGCAUUUGUGCUUUACUUUACAAGACUGACGUUUUAUCAAAAUGAUGGAAGAAAUUGACAGAUUUCAAGUGCCACCAGUAAAUCCAGAGAUGAAGCUGCUGGAUCCUGCAGGAACGUCCACUUUGGAGGCUGAAACAGGAACGAGAGAAUCAGAGUCAGUCGCCAUCAACUACAAGCCCUCUCCUCUACAAGUGAAGAUAGAGAAACAGCGAGAGCUUGCGAGGAAGGGCUCGGUGAAGAACGGAACUGUGGGUAGUCCAGUCAAUCAGCAGCCCAAGAAAAAUAACGUUAUGGCCAGAACAAGGUUGGUUGUCCCUAAUAAAGGCUAUUCAUCCUUAGACCAGAGUCCAGAUGAGAAGCCACUUGUAGCACUGGACACUGACAGUGAUGAUGACUUCGAUAUGUCAAGAUAUUCAUCAUCUGGAUAUUCCUCAGCUGAGGUGAGAUGUCUAAAAGACCAGCAAAUAAACCAAGACUUGAAUAUCCAGCUGCUGAAGGAUGGCUACCGAUUGGAUGAAAUCCCAGAUGAUGAAGACCUUGAUCUCAUCCCCCCAAAAUCAGUCAACCCCACCUGCAUGUGCUGCCAAGCCACUUCCUCCACAGCCUGUCAAAUUCAGUAACCCCAGCCUCCCUUGAACCCCCCAGUCCCAGCCUUGUGGGUUAAGCUCACAGUUAGUACCCUCAGCAUAGAUUAACUACUAAAGAACUUAAAAACAAUAGAAUGGGUAUAUUGAAAUUAACAUAAAAUAGGGAAACAUAAUGAAUGAAAAUGCACAAGUAUGUAACUGUCAUUGGUUCCUCCUAUGGUAGGACGCGAGUCUUUGUAUCACCAGAGGGCGCUAGACUUAGUUGUGUAUAGCUGUGAGAUACGUUGAGGUGUAUAUAAAUGCAUGGUGCAACAUUAGAAGAAUACAGCUGCUCAAGUAUCUUUUUAAAAUGGCACAAAACUGAACAUUUCAUCCUUCUAUAGAACAGUUUUCCCAACCUUUUUUGUCUUAAAUAUCCUAAAGGUCCAUCAGAAAGAGCCCCUUUACACUAAACGAGAAACGUGUAGCUUUUAACUUAUAUAAUAGGCCUACUCACUUGAUAAAAAAAAUGCUUGAAGAGUAAUGGCAAGCCCUAAUGAUUUUAUUUUUUAUUUAAACUCAGUUUCUGUUUUAUAGGUUUAUCAAAGCAAAAUCAAAAAAAAAAAUUCCCCUCCUUUUUUGGGAUCCACUGCUCUAGAAUAUCCGCUUUUGUUUAGCUGAUGCUUUCUGAUGCUAUUAGGACAGGUGUGCUUGUUUUCUAAUGAAAGGGAGUGUAUAGUGACCAGGUGAAUUUGUUUCUCAGAUCAGUUUCAUUGCAAACUUACAUAUUAAUAUAUUAUGAGUAGCUUUGUAGCAAACACUAAUAAAGGGAAUAUUCUUAAAUUGAGAUCCAUACAGAAGACACUGCUCUGCUACGAAACUGACUGCAGAUGUAAAUGUUAAGUCAGGGAAAUCUCAUUGAAUAGUAAAGAUGUGUUUACUAAGAGACUUUUUUGAACAUAUUUUUUGUUUAUCAGUAGGUUUUGGUCAGAGUUGCUGCACAGAAACCCAACAGACUGAGGAAAUUGUAAUCACUUAAAUGUUAGUGUUCAAAAAUAAACUAAAAAUGUACCUCUACAUAGGACAAACAAGAUAAUUCGGUACAAUUUUCUGAUUCAGUGCAUUUCAUUUAUGAGAGCUCUUUGUUUUGAGAAUUGUUGCAAUUUAUUAGGAAGGGAAGAAAGCUUGUGUUGAUGUACUUGAAGAUAAUAGCAGCUGCCAGAUACAUAUCCCAUAAUCUCUGUCAUAAACAGGACAAAAAUACUAUAAAUUUAGUUCAUCUAGUUUGUGCCAAAAUGCAUAGAAUGCGUUGUUUCUUUAUUUCAUAGAUGGAACAGGCAUGAAAUGCCUAUGGCCUGCAUUUAAAAUCAAUUUUACACUUUAGUGCUCUCGUCUUUUUAGUAAUUUUAAAGUGCAAUACUUUUUUGUGAGACAUUAAGUGUAGUACUCUAGAACAGGAUGCUCUGCGUUUGCUGUUUUGCUUCAAUUUGAUGCCUUUCCUUAUAAACGUCUUUAUAAAUUCAUCUCAGUCAGUGGCCAAAUCACUAUCACUUCUGAUAAGCAACAUUAAACACUCAUAGUAUGAAGGUCCUUGGAUUGAUUUGAAGAUUGUACUGUUCUCUACAGUAUUUGUGUCUUCUUUUUGUCAUGCAACUGUUGUUUAUUUUGUGCAACUUUCAGAGCACCUUAUUGUCUUGCAUGUACAUCGUCACCCAGAUGCUCUUGCACUAAGAACAUAACCUAGUAACACUCCAGUUUUCAUCUGAUUUGGCAAAUUAAGAGAAUUUAUGAAGAGAGAUUACAAUAUAAUAGUAUAGUAAUCUAAUAUUUUGUUUUAUACACUACUGUUCAAAAGUUUGAGGUCAGUAGGAUUUUUUUUUUUUUUCAAAUAGUUAUUUUUUUGAGCAAGAAUGCAUUAAAUUGGCAGGAAGAUUUCUAUUUCAAAUACUUUUCUUUUUAAAAUCCCCCCAAAAAUAGAAUAAAAUAAAAAAAAAUAAUAAUAACAAAAUAGUUUCCACAGAAAUAUUCAACAGCACAACUAUGGAAGCUUUUUUUUUUCUGCCAUGAAAAAUAAAUAAAGUUAAUUGCAACUUUUGAUCUCACAAUUCAGACAAUUCAGAUCUUUCUUGCAAUUGAGAGUGAGUUUUUUCCUCACAAUUUAAACUUUUCUUUCAAAAAAUUCAAAAGUCAUAAACUCAGAAUUGUGAGAAAAAAGUCUGAAUUGUGCGAUUAAAGAGUCGCAAUUACUUUUAUUAACUAUUUUUAUCCUGUUGUUGAAACAAGCUUCCACUGUUUUCAACAUUUGCAGCAUAUGAAUAAAUUACAUUUUUACAGUUUAAAAAAAUCUUGCCAUCCCCAAACUUUUGAACAAUAGUGUAGAUCUGAUGUAUGAAUUGACAAGCUUUUUGUUUUGAAUAUUGUGGAUCAGUAUAACAUUUUAAAACUCAUUUAGAACAGUGUGAUGACAUUAGCCAGCUACAUAUGGUCUUUUUACUGCUUCUCAUAUGGAUACAAAACACCCAUAUCCCAAAUGCUUACAUAUUCAUUAUAUUAGUAUGCAGACAAAUAUUUCAUAUUACACUGCCAUGUAAAGGUGCAUUCACUCAGUAUUUUUGUGUAUGUUGAGCAUGAGCAUUACACAAAUGUUUUCACUUGCCAAUGCCAUUGUUAAUUUAUUCCACAAGGGAAAAUGUCCACUUAUGGCCAUGUUUCAGUGGUAUAGCCCUUAGCGUAGUUAACCUACAGAAUGCCUGUUCAGUAGACUUACCGUAGAUAUGUACAGUAGAUGGAGAAUUCGAUGGCAAGAUCUCUUAAGCCCGCCGUCUCUAAGCUGUCAUGCUACUUUACAGACGUGCCGUAAGACUGACUGAUCUGUGUAGUGAUGAAUGAAGAUGUCUGUCAUCCCCUGUGUCUCUGCUUUGGUUAUUUGGUUCAAAAUAAACACUCCGUUAUGUAAUGCCUAAUUCACUUUCUGUUACUACACUGAAGUAGAGUAUGCCUUAAGUCAAGCUAUACAAUGGGUCUUGCUAUUUAUUGUCGGUGGUAUGUUUUUAAUUUAUUGAAAUACAGGAUUUUGUUCAACAUUUUGUUUUUUGGUUUAUUUUCUUUCCUACAUUUUUCCCCCUUCUGUCGAUAAAUAUGAUUGUAAAGACAUGAACAGUUUCCAUAGCAGUAUUUAAUAAUGUUUGUUGUUCGGUGUAGUGAAUCAUAUCAGUAAAUACAUCUGAAAUUACAAUUGCAACACCCUUGUCCU
This is a messenger RNA of Onychostoma macrolepis, 3942 nucleotides long. It is a transcript of the gene fam219aa, whose product is annotated as family with sequence similarity 219 member Aa. The transcript has 6 exons. Bases 165 to 743 code for a protein of 192 amino acids. Lineage: Eukaryota; Metazoa; Chordata; Actinopteri; Cypriniformes; Cyprinidae. The record is from RefSeq and is a predicted model, not a curated record.